AUGUACAACCUCAGUAAGUUAAUCUCUCGUCUACCCUCUGUUUCCCUUAACCCUAGCACGAGAGCGUCUGGGUUUCUGAUUGAGAACGCUCCAAAAACCAUCCAGUUUUUCAGAAACCGAGCAUUCUCCGGGAACUCUGGGUUUGAUGGGUUCGGAGGCGACGAUAACGGUUGGGAUAUCCCGGCGGAAGGAUCGUUCGGCGAUGAUCUUGAUUGGGACAAUAACAAAUCAAUGUGGUCGACCGGUUUGACCCAGUCGCAUUUCGAUGGUGUCUCCGUUGGUCGUCAGAAGGAUUCGUGUCCUUCUUCCGGUGAUACCGGUUCCGAUUCGGGCGAUGUGAUGAGCAGGUUGGGUCCGAGAGAAGUCGCCAUGGUUAACGAGAUGAAUGAUUAUGAUGAUUUGCUUAAAGAGAUUGAGCAAGACACUGAGCAGAGCAGGGCCUUUGUUGAUGGGAUUAAAGAGAGGAUGAUGGAGAUAAGUGUGUUGCUGAAGCAAGUGAAGGAGCCUGGAGCUAGAGGGUCUUACCUUAAGGACUCUGUGAAGACCGAGAUGUACAGAUUGCACAAAGAGAAUCCCGAGGUUUACACCGUCGAGAGGCUUGCUAAGGAUUACAAGAUCAUGAGGCAGCGUGUUCACGCCAUUCUUUUCCUUAAAGAAGACGAAGAAGAAGAGGAGAGAAAGCUUGGUCGUCCUUUGGAUGAUUCCGUUGAGCGUUUGCUUGACGAGUGCCCUGAGUUCUUUGUUUCGCAUGACCGGGUGUUUCAUGUGGCCUCACUCAAGUACAAGCCCGAGUUCAAGGUGAUGCCAGUAGGAUGGGAAGGUACAAUCAAAGAUAUGGAUGAAGUCCAUUACGAGAUCUCAAAGAAAGAAGAUGACUUGCUCUACCAAGAUUUCGUCAGAAGGUUUGAGUUCAACAAAAUGAAAUGGAGAGGAGAAGUGAAGUGCCACAAGUACAGCAGGCGACGUUCAUCAGAGGGAUGGAAGAUCACGGUUGAGAAAUUGGGAGCCAGGGGCAAACGUGGAAACGGAGGUGGAUGGAAGUUUAUGAGUCUUCCAGAUGGAUCGAGCCGGCCUCUCAACAAAGAGGAGAAGAUGUAUGUCAAGCGCGAGACGCCGCUUCGUCGCGGUAAGAUCCUGAUGGGUUCCAAAGGACGUACUCCAGGAAGAGCCUGCAUAGCAAAGAAGGUCUCCAAGAGAUGGAGGAAGGUGAUGAUAGGUUUCGCAGAACAUCGUAGAGAAGUAAAAGAACAAACGAGAGUUGCAGCUGAAGCUGGGAGAGAAGCAAAAGAACUAAAGAUGCGUGAAGAAGCAGAAGUUCGGAGGAAAGCAAGAGCACAAAAGAGAAAGGCGAUUACAUGA
Molecule: messenger RNA, 1359 nt
Organism: Thlaspi arvense
Lineage: Eukaryota; Viridiplantae; Streptophyta; Magnoliopsida; Brassicales; Brassicaceae
Source: the annotation of a GenBank genome assembly